AUGUCAGAUUUGCAUGGUGGCCCUGAGGUGUUGAAAUGGGAAGAUGUGGAAGUAGGGGAGCCAAAGGAGGGCGAGAUUCGAGUGAAGAAUGAGGCCAUCGGGAUUAAUUUCAUUGAUGUGUACUACCGCAAAGGCCUUUAUAAGGCUGCUACGCUUCCCUACACCCCAGGUGUCGAGGCUUGUGGAGUCGUGACAGCUGUGGGACCAGGUCUAACAGGCAGGCAAGUUGGAGAUCUUGUAGCCUAUGCUGGUCAGCAAAUGGGCUCAUAUGCGGAAGAGCAGAUCCUUCCUGCAAACAGAGCUGUGCCUGUUCCUCCUUCCAUUGAUCCUAAAGUUGCAGCCUCCCUCAUGCUUAAGGGUACGACAGCUCAGUUUCUACUACGCCGCUGUUUCAAGGUCGAACCUGGACACACAGUCCUUGUUCAUGCAGCAGCUGGUGGAGUUGGAUCCCUUUUAUGCCAGUGGGCUAAUGCCCUUGGUGCGACUGUCAUUGGGACUGUAUCAACUAAAGAAAAGGCAGCUCAGGCCAAGGAGGAUGGAUGCCACCAUGUCAUAAUAUACAAGGAAGAGGACUUUGUCACUCGUGUGAAAGAAAUAACAUCCAACAAUGGGGUUGAAGUUGUCUACGAUUCUGUAGGGAAGGAUACGUUUGAGGGAUCCCUGGAAGUCUUAAAACUUCGGGGAUACAUGGUGAGUUUUGGGCAGUCAUCAGGUGCGCCUGAUCCAGUUCCGUUAUCAGCUAUUGCAGCGAAAUCACUUUUCUUGACUCGGCCUAGCCUCUUUCAUUACGCUGUAACUCGAGAGGAAUUGUUAGAGGCUGCAGGAGAGGUAUUUGCUAAUGUUGCAUCGGGUAUAUUGCGGGUUCGAGUGAAUCACACCUACUCAUUAUCUGAAGCAGCACGGGCACACGCAGACCUUGAGAACAGGAAAACAUCUGGCUCUAUUGUUCUUAUACCCUAGGUCGGAAGCGAACAUAUACGAGUUGAUUUGUUCAUUUCAAAAGCUUUGCGGUAUGUGUGAAGAAAAUUACGAAUAAGGAACGGAACAUCGCCUUCCGGUUCUGAAACUUCUUGUACCUGUUGUGCUCAAGAGACAUGCGAUGUAAUGAACCUCGAUUAAUUUCCAUCGACAUAAAAAGGGGUGAUUUGUAUGAACAAAACUUAGAACUUUACGAAUUGAGAACAAUAUUUUUUUC
This is a messenger RNA of Pyrus x bretschneideri (Chinese white pear), 1195 nucleotides long. RefSeq names its product quinone oxidoreductase-like. Lineage: Eukaryota; Viridiplantae; Streptophyta; Magnoliopsida; Rosales; Rosaceae. Gene Ontology annotation, molecular function: quinone reductase (NADPH) activity. Gene Ontology annotation, biological process: cellular response to oxidative stress. The transcript is spliced from 6 exons. The record is from RefSeq and is a predicted model, not a curated record. The coding region runs from base 1 to 960 and encodes 319 amino acids. Gene Ontology annotation, cellular component: cytosol; cytoplasm.